AUCAGGCACGUUGGUGGGGUGAUGCUGCGGCGUCGGGCAAGGGCCGGGCCAGCCGCGGGGAGCAGCCCGCCCGCUCGGGCCCGGAGUCGCGGCCGUGCCGGCGCUGCCGCUGAGCGGAGAGGCUGCUGCGUGCGGGACUCCUCCGGGCAGCGGAAGGGAAGAAGUGCCCGUGCCCCGAGCGGAGCUGCCCGCUUCUCACGGAGCCCGGCAAGGAAGGGCUGCAGCGGGAGCGUCUCGGCGUUUCGUGCUUCGUCAGCCCAGCAGUAUUUUGAUUCUGUCUUGCUCCUACCUGUUCCUGGAGAAGAGGUACCGUCCCGCCAUGUCUCGUUACAGCCUCCACAACCUCCUGGACUGGAUGUAUGGCGGGGUGGACCCCAGCUUUGCCGGCAAUGGAGGGCCGGAAUGCGCCGCCUUUCUCUCCGGCCAACAGCGUUUGCUGGAGAGUUUGGUCUUCCUCAGUGUGGGUACCGUGGAGAUCCUCGUGUCCCUGUGGAAGCUCAGGCAGCAGCAUGUCCGGGAGCUGGAGAAUCUGCUGCAGCAGCCCCAGACUAAGCAGGAGAGCCUGGGCAAGAAUGUGCUGCUGGUGCUGCUCUGCCUCAUCUUUGGGCUGGAGGUGGGGUUCAAGUUUGCCACCAGGACUGUCAUUUACCUCCUGAAUCCCUGCCACUUGGUGACCAUGAUGCAGAUUUUUCUUCUUGCCUGUCCCCCAUGUCAGACUGCAAUGAUUCUCUUCAGGUUGCAGAUGCAUAUGCUGAAUGGGGCUCUCUUAGCAUUGCUGUUUCCUGUUGUUAAUACACGCCUGCUUCCAUUUGAAACAGAGAUUUAUUACAUCCAGCAUGUGAUGCUCUAUGUUGUGCCCAUCUAUCUGCUGCAGAAAGGAGGUGUCUACACCCCUGAGCCGCUCUGCAAUUUCUGGUGGGCUCUUUUAUCCACAGGGUUUAUGUUUGUGUAUCACUUCAGCAUCUUGCAGAUCCUGGGAUUGGUUACAGAAGUGAAUUUGAACAACAUGUUGUGCCCAGCCAUCUCAGAUCCUUUUUAUGGGCCCUGGUACCGAAUCUGGGCAUCUGGACAUCAGACUGUCAUGACCAUGACUCAUGGGAAGCUCAUAAUCCUGCUGUUUCAGAGUGCUGUCCCCACCUUCAAAUGGAGCAUGGACUUGCUUAGACUCCCAGCUAAGAAAAUAGACUGAAAUUUCUCCCCACAGAGUAGUUAAUACAGGAAGCAGAGAGACACUGGAAAACAGAGGGAGAUGAGAGGACAAUGACUUUAUACUUCUUCCCAGUUUUUUGCCUCAAAAACAAUUCUUUAAUGAAGUGAGUUGUUGUUUUUUUUUUUUUUUACCUUCUAUUUCUCACUGCCUAUUGCCAAUGGCAAAAUUCGUGGCCUUAUUCUGGGGAAGGUUUGUGUUUUAUACAUUUUGUAUAGCUUACAGUAGAAUCUUGCUAAGCCACCAUUUAAAAUUAGGCCAGGACCUGUGCACAUUCCAGCAAAGAGAGUGGCAGUGCUACCUCGUUGUGACUCAUUUUCCAUUAAAGAAUAUUACACUUCUAGGAUAGGAAAUAAUGCUGAAUUGUAGCACUCCACUGAUGUGAAUCAACAUGCUGAAACUGCAUUGUUGUGGCUUAACUCUUAAAGCUUGAAUGUUCCAAAGUGGUCACAGGAAACUGCAUACUUAAUCUUCCAGUCAGAAGUGCAAAACAGUGAGGUUCUACUGUACUUUCUUUAAGCUGGUUGAAAAUGUUGGGGAACAAUAACUCAUUAAAAAAAAAUAACUACUUAAUUUCUAAGCUGCAGUGGAUAAGUACCUAUCUAGUGAAGUCCCAUCAUUAUGUUUUAGAUGCUUUUAUUUUGGUGAGGGUAAAAAAAGAAUGUUGAAAUAAUUUCAAAAGACCAUGUUAUGUGUAGGCCAUAGUAAGAUACUGCAUCCACUGUUCUGUCCUGACUUUGAACAAAAUGUUUUUUUUUCACUUACUUUAACUGGAGAAGAAGUGGAGAUACAAAGUCCAGUGAAAAUAUCAAGGCUUUUUUAUACUUAGUAGCUUUUGGAACAUUCCUGGUCUGUCUAUACUGACCCUCACUCACCAGACUGGUUGGUGAAGAAACCAAAUGAAAUUCUGUUCCCCACCCUUAUAGCUCUGCUGUAUCAUAUGUACUGAUUUUAAAAUACAGGUGUAAAAAGGAAUGUCAAGUCAGUGUAGGCCUCUACUGCAAAGAACAUAUUUCAAUUUAGUAGCAUGACCCAUCAACAUGACUUUUGGAGAACCAGGAUGUAGAUGGGCAAAAUGUUCAAAUGUGUGUUCCUGCUCAAAUUUUGCAGAGGAGAAACCACUGGGCAGAAAGAUGGGAAAUCCUGACAGUGUUCUUCCAGAAUUAAGUGUCCAUUAUGCAGACUGUUGUGUUUCAGGGCUGCAGGUUUUUGUUAUACAGAAGUUUGUGGGAAUGUAUAGAUUCAUUGUGUUGUCAAAGCUGUGACUUGUAAGAUAAACCAAGACCAUCAUACCUCCUCCAGCUAGAUCACCUGAAGGUAUGUGCUGAAGUAAAGGUACAGAGCUUACACCUCAGGAAGCAAAAGUAAGUUGACUUUUUUCUUUCCUUAAAAAAGAAAAAAAAAUUAUUUGAGGGAACAAACUAUUCAAGUAUUUCUACUCCAUGUGAUUAAAGAAAGUACACCUCAGUCAGAUAUACAUUGUCCCAUAUUCUGAUUUGCAAACUGGUUUCUGGCUUUCUUCUAUGCCUUGCUGUAUUUGUCUGUGUGUGUAUAUAUAUAAAUAUACUGUAUGCUCACAACUUGAGAACAUGCAGCAUGUACCUGAACUACCCCUCAGGCACAUACAGCUGGUGUUACUAUUACAAUAGAAGGACUUUAGACAAAUUUUGCAAAUACUAUUUAGCAUAUUUAGCAUUAUUAUUUGCUUUAUUUGCUUAACUUAAAGUUUUUGAUUCUUUUUUUUUUUUUUAAUUGACAUUUUUUAAAAGCAUCUUCCCUUUUUUUUUUCCCCAUCAGGAAGGAUAUUAUAGUUACUGGAAACACUUCUCUAAGUAGGAGCCUUUUCUUUCUUUUUUCUUUUUUAAAUUGUAGCAUUUCCUAUCUGUAAUCAUCUGCUUCAGGGCAUUCCAGACAAAUAUAAAGCAGCUGAUGUUUGCCACCAUUGACUGCCUCUGGUCAACUAAAACUGCAGGAGCAUUUAAAUGAGCUCAGGUGUCUCUCAGUGAAGGCUCUUUGCUUGGAAAGCAGAAUUUGCAAGCUCUUCUGGCUGACUUAAAAAUCAGUGGGAGGAAUGUGAACAGAGCUGACAGGGCCAUCCCUGAGCAGUGGAAAGGGAUUCCUGGUACAGAACUGCUGGGAGUGGUUGCCCCUGCCCUCCCUCCCUUGCUGCUGGGCCACCUUUGCUUUUCCCUCUUAUGCUGCUCCAGAUGUUUUGAGUCACACAGAAAUUCAAGGUGUAAUUUCACCACAUGGAGUUUGCUCAUCAGAAUGGGGCAUUUGUACUGUCCUUCUAAGUCUUAUGUGGGCACGUUCUGGAGCUUGUUGAAUCUUUCAUACCAAUUUAAGCUGCGAAAAUGUCUCGUUGAACAAGGCAAAAAAGUAGAGAGGUAGUAACUAGUGCAGUCAGUAAGGAUUUUGGAAGUAUUGGAGCUGCAGUGAAGGAAUCAAAUGGUGCAGCUGGAUUCAGGUGGGAACACAGGCAGUGCAACCUUCCUAUUUUUAACACAAGGUGUUGCUUCUUUGUUGUGCAGUAUUAGUGAGGCUGGUUGAGUUAGAACAGAAUCGUUUAGGUUGGAGAAAACCCAUGAGUUCAUCAAGCCAAGCAUUAACCCAGCAUUGCCUUGCCUACCAUUAACCCUUAUUCCCAAGUGCCACACCUACAUGUCUCUUAAAUCCCUCCAGGGUUGGUGACUCCACCACUUCCCUGGGCAGACUGUUCAAGGUUUGAUAACCCUUCUGGUGAAGAAAUCUUUCCAGUUUAAAGGUGCCACCCGAAGCUGUUGCCUCUGGUCGUGUUGCUUAUUUCCUGGGGGAAGAGGCUGACCCUCAUCUUCCUUUCAGGCAGUUGCAGAGUGACAAGGUCCACCCUGAGCCUCCUUUUCCCCAGGCUAAACACUCAGCCAUUCCUUUGAUGUGUGCACCAGACCCUUCCCCAGCUCUACAACUUUACUUUGGAUGUGCUCCAGAACUUCUGUGUCUUUCCUGUGACAGGCUCAAACCUUAAAAUUAUUUCUUCCUUCCUCAUGCCCUUCUUUGAAGGCUUUUAGAAUUUCAUGUUGGUUUAUGGUGACCCACCACUCAAAACUGCACCAGUGUAGCUGAGACAGGCUCCAAAGAAGGGGAAGGACAGGUCAGAAUGGGAGCAGAAAAGGAAAAAAACUUUUGAAGCAAUUGUUGUGAAACUUCACAUCCUUCAUUACUCACCUAUCUCUGGUACCUGCUGGGAAUAUGCAUUAGCCAGAGCUUGCUAUAUAUGCAGGAAAUGGGAAAGCAGAGUACUUAAUCUCUUUGGCAGUUAUUUGUUGUUUUUCCUGGCAGAGGCCGAUUUUUCUUUUCCCUGAAUGGUUUAUUUUAUAGGCAGUUAACACUAUACAGGUUUCUUUUGUUGCUUUAUGCUGGAAAUGAAAGCACAAAGCUCUACUGCUGUUUUUGGGAGGUGGUUGCAUUCUCUCCUGGGGUGUUACACACUCAGUCCACGUCAAAACAUCUUGAAGCUGGUGAUGAGAUUUUACAGUGCUGCAGUGCAAUGCACAGUUGAAAGGGUUGUCCUGGGCCUCCUGGUCAAAUGUGCCCCAAUGUGUCAAGGCACUGGGAAUUUCAGCAGCAGUGGCAGUAGCUGUGGGGCAGAGCAGGAGUGGGGCUGCACAGCCAGACCCACCCACUGUUCCCAGCAGCAGCAGCUGGAGUGCAAAAUCUCAUCCCAGUGGCUUCAUUUGCUGGCCAGAAUAGUAAAAAAAUUCUUGUGCAGUGCCACUGCCUGGCCUUCAGAGAUGCUGGUAUGGGUUAAGGGGUCUGAACAGAGCCCUCUAAAUGCUAGUAUUGUAGGCAUUUCAAAAGAAACAAGGAGUUAAUUAAACUCACUACUCCAGCUAACACUGGCUGCAUUUCCCUCCAAGUGUGCCCACGAGUGAAGCAUUACUAGCUACAAUAUACCCGUUUACUGAUGGGUUUGUUUAUUCAGCCUUGAAGUAAGUAGCCCUCCAAAACAGAGGUAAACCAGGAGCAUUUCUGCCCCACUACCUUGUGCCGUGACUUCAGCUGUCCAGAAUGCCUGCAGUGCUACUUUUCCAGGGAUUCAGACACUGUGGAGUGUCUUGAGCUGGAUCUAUUUCUUUACCUUCUUCUUUUAAGAACCUAAGGAGAAUUUGCAUCUUGUUUCUUUUGAAGGGUGCAAAUGAACAGCUCUUGCCCAUUUGUUUAUAAAUCGAUGAAAAGUCACAGUCUCUGAACACGCACCUGGAGCUGGUUUUGGUUCUGGCUUCUUAGUUCAAAGAUGCUGCCCAUAAGCAAAGCUUGUGUGCUUGAUCUGCUGCUGCCUUGCUGAAACAAGCCUGGGAAACAGGAACAGUCAGUCCAUUUGCAGUCCAGUCAAACCUUGAGGGCAGAGAGUACCUAACUGUAGGUUUCCGUUUCUGGCCACAGAGUUAUUUCUGUAUGUUCGAGAUAAUUUUAUAAAGUUCAGUUGUAUUUUUCAGAAAUAGCUAUUUGCAUCUGUUAACUGACUGCACUUUUAUGUCUAAGUGUUGCAUACGGAUCUAUGCAUCCAUAGCUAAUGGAAAAUAAGAGUUGUGGUGUUUUCUACAGUGUUGCACUUGUUUCACUCUAGGUGGAUUAGGAAUCAAAUUCGUCUUUAUAGUUACCAAAAAGCCAAAACCCAGGAAGAGGGCAUAUCCCAGCCCUGGUGGGAGGUUUCUGCAGGCAGACAGGUCAGCUUUGGUGUUUUCAGUUCUACAGUGACAGGACUCAUAAGAAAUCUGUUGAUUUUUGUGAUCUUGUACUUCAAGUGAUAUUGCUGUAAAUCUCCCUUGCAGCUGUUGGUGUAACUUAGUCAAAGCCACGCUGUUUUAUAAAUAAUUUUAUUUUUCUUCAGGGUCAAUUUUGUACUUUUAAAAACUAUUUAUGCAUUUCCUGAGUCCUUAUUCCGAUGCUGCAGAGGACAGAGCAGGCAGAGCAGUGAGUACACCCUGCUCUCCCCACACUGUGCCAGGGGCUGUGCUGGAGCAUUGGGGCUGCAGGAACCUGCAGGGCUGCUUACCCCACACCCUACUCCCAGCAUGGCAGGGACAUGAAUGGUUUGGCAAGGGAAAGGAUGGAUGUGGACAGGCUCAACUGCCACACACGCUGGUAGUUCUGAAUAAUUUGUAAGAGUGCUAUAAAUUUUGUAACUUUUUAAUGUGCUAAACUUUGGUUAUGAGGUAACAUUUAUAAAUAAAGGUCAAUUUGUGUACUUGUUUUUGUAUUUUGCUCUGGUAGGCUUUUUGGUUUUUGUGCCCUAAGUCCAGAGCAUUGGACAAAUAGUUGUUAAGCCUUGGCAUUAAAACAAAUAAAUUCAUUUUA
This is a messenger RNA of Cinclus cinclus, 6544 nucleotides long. RefSeq names its product transmembrane protein 164 (gene TMEM164). The transcript has 7 exons. The coding region runs from base 320 to 1189 and encodes 289 amino acids. NCBI's taxonomy places the organism in Eukaryota, Metazoa, Chordata, Aves, Passeriformes, Cinclidae. The record is from RefSeq and is a predicted model, not a curated record.